Messenger RNA from Temnothorax curvispinosus, 1031 nucleotides. RefSeq names its product DNA-directed RNA polymerase II subunit RPB7 (gene Rpb7). The record is from RefSeq and is a predicted model, not a curated record. The transcript is spliced from 8 exons. The coding region runs from base 176 to 697 and encodes 173 amino acids. Gene Ontology annotation, biological process: DNA-templated transcription; positive regulation of translational initiation; positive regulation of nuclear-transcribed mRNA poly(A) tail shortening. Gene Ontology annotation, cellular component: RNA polymerase II, core complex; P-body. Gene Ontology annotation, molecular function: single-stranded DNA binding; single-stranded RNA binding; translation initiation factor binding. NCBI's taxonomy places the organism in Eukaryota, Metazoa, Arthropoda, Insecta, Hymenoptera, Formicidae.
UCCAGUAAUCGGUAACCCAUGUUUACCGGUUGCAGUUGAUUGUAUUCUAACCUAUACAGACAUUUGUUUACUGUAUAGACUUAUUAGCUAAGAUCAUCCAGUUUAUUUAAUAACUCUCUCAAAUUUAUAUCUGAUCAGAUAAUUGUAAUAUUAUUUCAAUUAAUACUUAACCAUCAUGUUUUAUCACAUUUCGUUGGAGCAUGAGAUUUUGUUACAUCCCCGGUACUUCGGUCCCCAAUUACUCGACACUGUAAAGCAGAAGCUCUAUACGGAGGUAGAAGGCACUUGCACAGGAAAAUAUGGUUUCGUCGUCGCAGUCACGACGAUUGACAACAUAGGAGCUGGUAUUAUACAACCGGGACAAGGCUUUGUAGUAUAUCCAGUCAAAUAUAAAGCGAUUGUAUUCAGGCCAUUCAAAGGUGAAGUGCUGGACGCGAUCGUAACUCAAGUGAAUAAGGUUGGCAUGUUCGCUGAAAUAGGUCCGCUUUCGUGCUUUAUAUCUCAUCACUCAAUUCCAGAGGAUAUGCAGUUCUGUCCAAAUGUGAAUCCAGCCUGCUACAAAUCGAAAGAAGAAGACGUAGUUAUCCAAGCGGAUGACGAGAUUAGAUUGAAAAUCGUGGGCACGAGAGUCGAUGCUACGGGAAUUUUUGCUAUUGGCACGUUAAUGGAUGACUACUUAGGUCUUGUAUGCAACUAGCGUGUCUGCAGUCUACUCGUCCAAAAAGAUUUUAUUAAUUUAUCUAAAUAAGUUUUUAUAUUCUGGAAUUUAUAUUCUGGAACGAUACAAGUGUCUUGAAAUACUUUUUACUUUUUUAUAACAUAAGAUACUGAUAUAAUCAAUCCGACAAAAAGAUAUGAAAAUAUAGUAAUAGUGUAUAAAAGCCACAUUUGGAUGGAACAGAAUCGUAACAAUUUAAACACCCUACCUCUAUAAUUAUGUUGGAAUCACAAUGGUAAUAAACGGAAACGACUCAUAGGAAUUAUAAAUUGUGAUAGAUAAUAUUUCUGAAAUAAAAUUUAAGUACGAAAUA